Molecule: messenger RNA, 2087 nt
Organism: Ostrea edulis (European flat oyster)
Lineage: Eukaryota; Metazoa; Mollusca; Bivalvia; Ostreida; Ostreidae
Exons: 7
Coding region: 1-1512 (503 amino acids)
Source: RefSeq, a predicted model, not a curated record
AUGACGGAAGUAAAGUUUCCGGAAAUACAUCGGUCAAAUGAACAUUCGAGUGAUAAUGAAGGUUUCGGACAAGGCAGGAAAUCACCGGAACAUCUUCCGAAGGUCAACAGUCCGGGACCCCAUCAGGAGGACAAAGAAACACACGAGACUAGUUUACCACAAAUCACUGACCAAAGGGCACUCACAUCUGCAACAACCGAACAAGACAAAUCCCUAAAACAAGAGUUUCUGAAACCUGCAACAACCGAACAAGACAAAUUCCUGAAACAGAAACCCCUUGAAGCAGCAGCAGCUCAACAAGACAAAUCUGUAAAACAGGAAAGUAUCAAACCUGCAAAAACCGAACAAAGCGAAUCGGGCAAGCAGGAAGUUAUCAAACCCGCAACAACCGAACAAAGCGAAUCGGGUAAGCAGGAGAGCAAAGAAAAGGACAAAACUGCGCUUAAUCAAAGUGUUGAAAAAGUAGACAAACCAGAAAAGACCCAAGCAACUGAACACAAAAACAAAAGGGAAAAUAAGAUCCAGUUCAAAAACGCUGCAAAUCUUUCUAACAGAGACAGACACAUCAAAACUCAGGAACUACCACGUCUUCCAAUCAUCAAAGAAGCCGUAGUAGGUUCUCCGGAGAUCAUCGCCAAAAAGUUUAAUUCUUUACAAAAGCGAGAACUUGCAUUUAAGAAAUUAUUCCAGAAUAAGGAGAUCCACGUUUUCGAUUACAAGAUGCUUCCUAGGAUAAACCCAAGCAAAUCCAAUUUGAUAUCGAGGCUGGAUCCCUACACAGUCGAACAGGGAGAAAAAGAAAUGAAGAGAAUUACCAGAUCCAUCCCGUCAAACCCGGACUCGGACCAUGGCUAUCUGUACCGGAAAACCGCCGUGGACAUGUUGGAUCCUUGGGAUUUCUUGGAACUAGACAGUGUAGAGUCUUCCAGAAGAACCAUUCCGCGCUACAGAGGAUCUCAAAAGCGUCGCAGGGAUUACCCUAACAGACCAGCACCAGAGGGAAGCACAUAUUUUCCAAAAUUCCCAAAUGUAAACUACCCUUAUGCCGGAUCAGAGAGUCCCACGCGUAUGUUCGAACUUGAUGACGUACCAAAGGUCAGAAAACAACUGAAGAAGAAGUGGAGUAAGCGGUCUCCUGAACGCGUAAAGAAAGACUACGCCAAAACCAGGAACGACUUCUACCGAAUGGAACUCGACAAAUUAAAUGAGAUGCGUCCCACCUACAACAGGCCUAGCAUGGUUAACACAUACAACGCCUACCUAAAGAAUACACCAGGAUCCAAACAAGCGCUGAACGACUGCAUCAGCGGAAUCGAAGACAAACUUCUCAAAGACCAAGCCAACGUAAGUCUUCUGCCCAAACAACCGAAACCGCCAUUGAGAAAGUCUCAUUCCACUCUGACCAGCGGGAGAAGUACUCGCCAGAGAGUCAUCAAAAUGGUAGAGACGCCGAAAGUGGACGUCCCCAGGUCUACGCUGCAAUCUCGGCAGACGAUAGAAUCGGCGGGAUAGACUUAAAAGUUCUGUGAUAUGAAUUCUAUUUAGGCUGAUCAUUAUAUAUCUAAAGUUUUGCUUAUGCUUCACCAAAAAUGACAGAAGAGGUUAUGAACUGAUAAUUUGUGUGUGACAAACUGUCGUUGAACAUUCUUUGAUGAAAAAUGAUUCAUUCUAUAUAUAUAUGCAUGAUUUCACAAUUUUGAAUCGUUCAAUUCAUUCAUGUCUGGUACAUGUAGUUUAACAGACGAAUUUACAUACAAAUGUAUAUAUGUAAGGGAUUUGAAUUUGGUGCAAAUCUUAUUUUAAGUGCUUGUGAAUCAUAUAAAGAAUCGCACUCAUUCUUAAGAACUGACGCGAUUUUCAACUUGACGAUUCGUUGUUGAUUCUGUUUGUGAAAUCUGUGAUAAUACUGAUAUAGAAUUUGUACUUUGUAAUAUACUAAAGACUUUUAUGAGAACAUAGUCUCAAUAUCUUUUACUUGAUGAGCUUCAGCAACAUGGAUUUAGGGGAGGUGUUAUUGGUUGAAAAUCACUUCCCUGAUCGAGUGCAUCAAUUUGUAUUGGAAUAUAUUCUUUUGGACAAGCAAGAAA